GAUAGAAAGCAUACAUUGCUAGUAAUAAAGGCGGUAGGACUUAUCGGACGGGUCAUUUAGUGCUAGAGGUCUUGCUCUGCGUAGACGCGUAUGGCUAUGGCCCGGUGGAAAGGUUGUCUGGUUGUGCUGAUAGCAGGCUUGUGCAUCAUCGGCUAUACUCAAGUUGCCGCUAGGUCGCUUUCAGAGGUAAUCUAUCCCGAAAGGCUUCACGCGCGUCGUGAUAGAAGAGACCUCUCCACGGCUACUGAGAAUGGACACGAAGAUGAAGCAAGCUUCGCCCUAAAAGCAUUUAAAAAUGACAUGAUUCUUGACACCAAGAGGAACAAGGAUCUCAUCCAUCCAUCCUUUUCUCUCCGUCACUAUAAAAAAGAUGGCUCUGAACUCUUAUCAAAGGUCUCCGCGGAUCAUUGCCAUUACCAGGGCUCCAUCCGUGGUGUACCUGACUCCCUUGUCGUACUCAACACUUGCAGUGGACUUAAAGGGAUGAUCGACGAUGGAGAAAGCACGUAUCACAUAGAGCCACAUGACGACCUAAAGGAACCUGGUGCGCACAAGAUUUACUCUGUUUCAGACGAAAAUCCCUUUGAACACGGAAAAUGCGGAAACGAUGACCACCAGAUCCCGACACAAGAAAAGUCUGUCCAGUCAACUGUUUUACGUAUGCGUCGUUCUUUGGUGUCCAACAUAGACGAAGUGUACCGCCCGUAUCUCACUACAGACGAAACGCGAUACACGGAGAUGGUGUUUGUUGUUGAUAACACUGUGUACCAGCGCUACCAGAACAACACCAAAACCGUCACGGACAAAGUGGUCACACUGUGCAACGCGGUGGACGCGAUCUACCAGCGCAUCAAUAUUCGACUAGUGAUGAAGCACAUUGACAUCUGGACAGAGGGUGACCGUAUGGAGCGACAAACCAGUGGAGGCGCAGAACUCGGCAAGUUCAGAGAAUAUCGAAGCAAGUACAUCACACCUAACAUUUCCCACGACAACGCGCAGUUUAUCAGUCACAAGGGCUGGGUAGAUGGUGUUAUUGGGAUGGCUUGGGUGACGUCUAUGUGUGGCGGGAAUUCUGCAGGUGUUAAUAUGUGGAGCAUGGGAAGCAUUGUCGGUCCCUGGAUAACCGUCGCGCACGAGAUGGGGCACAACUUCGGAUUCGGCCACGACUCUGGGUCAUGCAAAUGUCUUACGCCAAGGGGAUGUAUCAUGGGAGGACAUAAGACACGUGUCGCUGGCUUUUCUAACUGCAGCAUGGAGGGACUUAAAAGAAUCAAUGACAGAUGCCUGUACAACGUCCCUACCAGGGCCAUCAAUGCACAAUGUGGAAAUGGCAUUCGAGAGGGAAACGAGGAAUGCGAUUGUGGAACACCAGAGAUGUGCGCGGCAAAAGACCAGUGUUGCGAGCCACAUGGCUGCCGUCUGAAGCGUCACGCAGUCUGUAGUGACCUGCACCACUCGUGCUGCGAAAACUGCCAGUACAAGUUACAAGGAACUCUCUGUCGUGCCGUGACGAAUGACUGUGACGUGCCGGAGUACUGUCCGGGGGACUCGUGUGACUGUCCGGCGGACGGGUACAUACAAGAUGGAAUAGCGUGCAACCAGUCCGAGAAGCUAAUUCAAGCGAAUACCAACCGUAACAGUGUGGUUAGCAGACCGCUUAACCCCAAAAUACAGGCUCGGUACGUCCGUAUAAGCCCGCAGUACUGGAACGGGUGGCCCUGCAUGAGGCUGGAGUUCUUAGGUUGCUCUGGCAACGAAGGUGUUAGCGCCACUGCGCCGUCCCCGAUAAAGGCGUUCAACGAUCACUGCGUGGUACCUACAAACGCGAGCUGCAGUCCACACGAAGGAUCUAGAAUCGUGUUCCGACCAGGCAACGAAUGCAAGCAAGCGUACAUGGAAUUUAGUCUUGACGCCACAGGCAUCCUGAGACACACGUGCAGCGGGCGGAAGGUUUGUCCCGAGGGAGGAAACACGUGGAACGGUGUUAGACUUGCGAUCAGUAGUUCGUGUACUGAUGAGGAUUCCAAGUUCGUCAGGACUUCAGGCAAGUCCCUGAAGCACGUUAAAAGCGAAAAGUGUGUGCAUCCCUAUGGAGCCUGGCCUGGAAACGGACGAGAACUAGUUCUUUGGAGUGGGUGCGACCACGUGCGACUGGAACUCUGGUUUAUGAAACAAGACUGCAUCAUGCCACUUGGGAUGCGUAGUGGCGCCAUCACAGACAGUCAGAUCACCGCAAGCUCGUCCCGUCCAGCUGAUAGACCACAGUAUGCUCGACUCCAUAACGGCAAAUACUGGUGCGCGGCGACAAAGAGUAAAACUGAGUACAUCCAGAUUGACCUCGGACAGGAGAGGACUGUGUCGAAUAUUGAAACACAAGGUCGAGGAAACUGGUAUGACUGGGUUACCGCGUAUCAUCUGUCCUACAGUCAGGAUGGUCAGCGGUGGACACCAUACACUGAGAGAGGCCUUCACUCCAAUUCUAUGUGUUAUCAUGGAAAAUGCUCCGAGACUCUGGACACUCAGUGCAGAAAUUUGUGGGGAUCAACCGCUAGGAAUGCUGCCAACGGCUGCUACGAUAAGCUGAAUACAGAGGCACUAGGAUACGGCACUUGUGAUGCGACUAAGAACACCACAUGCACGGCAAGUAAUGUGCAAUGUGGGCAGAUUCAGUGUCUAAGCCCAAACAAUUUGCCAGUUGUUCAAUACGGAAAAAGCUACAAGAAGUUCACGCUUGCAGAUGGCGCCAAGUGCAGCGGUGCUGUGUUGAAGACGACUGACGUGAUCGGCAUAGGGAUGGUGGCGACAGGAACCAAAUGCGACGAUGGAAAGAUGUGCGUCAACGCUGAGUGCAAGACUUUGGCUGACAUCGGAGUCACAAACUGUCCCUUGGUGAACGGCAAAGAGUGCGCUGGGCGAGGGAUCUGUACCAAUCAAAAAAAAUGUCAAUGCGAAGCAGGAUAUGACCCAAGCACAAACUGCGAGACAGCACUCCAGGCUCGCGAUGGAGGCUUCGGUGCCUGGUCGGAGUGGACCAAUUGCUCCCGCGGGUGCGAUGGAGGUAACCGACGACGUCAUCGGUUCUGCAACAGCCCGUAUCCCGCCCAUGGGGGCAAGGACUGUUCAGGGGAGAGAAUCCAGGAAGAGAAAUGCCAGACGAAGGCUUGUCCAGUGGCCAGGUCCUGUCGCAAUCUCCAGCAAAUCGCUCAGGAAACAGGUCUUCAAAUUGGCGACGGCAUCUACACCCUCCAUCCUCAAGGCCAAUCAGGGCCCGCGGUGAAAGCGUACUGCGACAUGACGCGCGACGGCGGGGGCUGGACACUACUCGUCACCAGUCACACCAAUACAUGGACCGCUGACAACGUUCGGCUGAGAAACGAGGGCUCGCCUAGCUUGACAAGUGAUUAUUCGAUCUUGAAAUACGCCGACGGGAUCAAGGAUGACAUCAAUAUUGUUGGAGCUAGUUUUGAAUACCGGCUGGAGGCACAAAGCAGAGGUCGCUGGGGCGGAAUAUGGAGAGCAGAUCGAAGCUACACGUUUACUGCUACCAACAAUGCACAAUCAAACGUAGAGCUCGUCAAAAAAUUUGACAACUGGGAAUACUCUGAUAGCGGCAUCGAGAAACGCAUGCCCUGGAUUUCUGGUGCAAAAUUGACGACUUCAAGUAGUGCUACUCGUAACUGGUGGGGCAGUAUCACAGGAAAUGAACGCAAUUAUCACCCGGCCCCUUGGAUAAACGGUUAUCAGAUGGAGUCGCAGCCAACGCACAUCUGGUACUGGAUGAGAGAGGGACUCUUCCAACUGCCCAGAUCCUGUAUGGAAGUUCAGAUGAGAGGCCUUCAAACCAUACCAGCUGCAAACGGCGUCUACUCCAUUAAACCCCCUGGAGGAAGUGCAGUCAAGACUUACUGUGACCUGACAUCUCAGGGCGGGGGCUGGACACUAGUCGCCACAAGUAAAACGCAUUCCGGUUGGAGCGCGGCCAACAUUAAACAAAGGAAUCCCAAUAACCCUUCCCUCGAUGCUGACUUCUCGAUUCUUGGACUAGUGGAUUUCAUUAAGGACUUCGAUGCUUCACAGGAUUACUUCCAGUACAAGAUUGAAGCCGACGGCAGAAAUCAAUUUGGUGGAAUUUGGGACGCUCCUCUCUCUUACUCAUUUCUGUCGGCCUGCGAUAAACAGACCAAGGUGAAGCUUGUUGAGCCCUUUAAUAACCUUCCCAAUGAUAGCAGAUUGAACAAGAUAAUGCCACGUCUUGGCCUUGCACCGAAUAUUUUCCUGACGAGCGCAUCAGACUUUCAAGACCUCUCCGGAUCUCUGAUCUACAACACAGACGAGAAUUACUCCGCAUCCUACCUCCCUGGCGUCAAACCCAACCCUGGAGUGGUCCGGUACUGGAUAAGAGAGGGAUCGAGGAAAUCGUGUAAUGAAAUCAAGCUCCACGGUGUGCGAAAAGGGCGUUCUUACGAAGAUGGGUACUACAUGGCCACCUUACUGGGCCACGCCCAGUACCUCCCUGUCUACUGCGACAUGACGUCAGAGCCUGGUGCCUUCACCCUCCUCGUCACCAGUCGACACAACAACUGGACGCGUGAGCAGGUCCCUGCAAGGAACGAGAUGAGACCUUCUUUGAGCAGAGAUUACUCCAUCCUCAAAUACGGAGAUAAGAUCAGAGACCUGGGUAACAAUGCCACCUUUGAGUACAAGCUGGACGCCAAUCAGAGAGGGCACUGGGGCGGAGUCUGGGUCGCACCUCGUCACUACAGCUUCCUGGGAACAAGCUCGGGUCUGACAGACGUCCGAUUGAUCCAGCGGUUUGAUGUGUGGGACCAUACUUGGUGGAAAGGAAUUGGCAACCGAAUGCCAUGGUUUGACAAGAAUGGCAACCAUAAGAAAGCUCUGUUGACAACGGCAGGCAGCGCCACCUACUACCCCGUAGGAUCUAUCCUCUGGGGAGGUACGGACCAAAAUCCGGCACAGUGGAUGAGGUUUGGCGGGAUGUUUGACCCGGGCGUCAUCUGGUACUGGGUGAACGAAGAUGACUGCGACGCCAACAGGCAGCCCGUUGAUGGCGGUCUAUCUGAGUGGAGUUCUUGGGACAAGUGUGACAAGCUCUGUGCCGAUGGACAACAAAGAAGACAUCGCAGCUGUACCAACCCCAAACCGAGAUGUGGAGGAAAAGACUGCACGGCGCUGAACCUGCCAACAACUGAAACAAAGGCCUGCUACUCAUGCGAUGAGAGUCCAAUCCAGAGCUCUGGCGGGUAUUGUAUCCAGCCUCGUAGCGGAGACUGUUCUCCUGCUGAAGGAAGUGACCUGAUCUUCCAUAAAGCUGAUGUCAACUGCAGCGCGACAUACAUGAACUUUGUGAUCGAUUCCGAUGGUAUCAUUCACCACAAGUGCAGUGGAAAAGUCAUCUGCCCGGACGGCAACUGGCCAGGUACCGGACACAAGUUGACGCUAAAGGAUUCUUGUCCGGAGGACGUUACCAAGCACAAACGACGUCCAAGCGGAUCAUUACAAAACAUCAGGAACAACAAUUGCGUCCAUCCUAACGGAGGCUGGCCUGGCGAGGGUAGAAACCUUGUUUAUUGGGGUGGCUGUGACGAAAGCAGGUUGAGCCUGCGCUUUAUUAGGCUCCAGCGACCGUGAAGACUAUGCCAAGUUGUGCACCGGAAAGGCUUUCCUUACCAAAAAGAAUAGAAUAGUUUAACAGUAAAGACUAGAAUAAAAAUAUGCAUUCAAA
This is a messenger RNA of Nematostella vectensis (starlet sea anemone), 5743 nucleotides long. RefSeq lists its product as uncharacterized. Bases 91 to 5649 code for a protein of 1852 amino acids. Gene Ontology annotation, molecular function: metalloendopeptidase activity. Lineage: Eukaryota; Metazoa; Cnidaria; Anthozoa; Actiniaria; Edwardsiidae. The record is from RefSeq and is a predicted model, not a curated record. The transcript has 45 exons. Gene Ontology annotation, biological process: proteolysis.